Messenger RNA from Pygoscelis adeliae (Adelie penguin), 1533 nucleotides. Its product is annotated as cytochrome P450 3A9-like. Gene Ontology annotation, molecular function: heme binding; oxidoreductase activity, acting on paired donors, with incorporation or reduction of molecular oxygen, reduced flavin or flavoprotein as one donor, and incorporation of one atom of oxygen; testosterone 6-beta-hydroxylase activity. NCBI's taxonomy places the organism in Eukaryota, Metazoa, Chordata, Aves, Sphenisciformes, Spheniscidae. Gene Ontology annotation, biological process: steroid metabolic process; oxidative demethylation. The record is from RefSeq and is a predicted model, not a curated record.
AUGAACCUGCUGCCCUCCUUCUCUACAGAGACAUGGGCCCUUUUGCUUAUUUUUGUGGCCCUCCUGGUAGCAUAUGGGACAUGGCCAUUUGGUUUGUUCAAGAAGUUGGGUAUUCCUGGGCCAAGACCUCUGCCUUUCUUUGGGACAUACCUGGCGUAUCGCAAAGGUUUCUUGGAGUUUGACAAUGAAUGUUUCCAAAAAUAUGGGAAAGUCUGGGGGAUUUAUGAUGGCAGGCAACCUGUGGUGGCUGUCAUGGACCCCCAGAUCAUUAAAUCUGUGCUGGUUAAAGACUGUUACUCCACCUUUACCAACCGGAGGCGAGUAGAUCUAGCAGGGGAGCUGGCCAAUGCUCUCUCAUUAGCCGAAGAUGAACAGUGGAAAAGGAUUCGCACUGUGCUCUCUCCAACCUUCACCAGUGGGAAACUAAAGGAGAUGUUUGCUAUAAUGAAGCACUAUGGGGAAGUUUUGGUGAAAAAUGUUCAAAAGCGAGCAGAAAAGGACAACAAUCUACCUGUAAAGGACAUCUUUGGAAGCUACAGCAUGGACAUCACCACCAGCACUUCGUUCGGGGUGAACAUCGACUCCAUGAACAACCCCAAAGACCCCUUUGUCAGAGAGGUGCAGAAGUUGGUCAAGUUUGACUUUCUUAGCCCACUCUUUCUCUUUAUAUCUGUAUGUCCAUUCAUUACUCCUCUUUUGGUCAAGAUGAAUAGAAGCUUCUUCCCCAGUGGUGUUACAGAUUUCUUCAUGAGCUCCAUCUCCAAAAUUAAGCAGGAUCGUGAAAAGGAGACUUACAAGGGCAGAGUAGAUUUUCUGCAGCUGAUGAUUGAAUCCCAGAACUCAACCAGUGACGGGAGCAAUGAAGCAAAUCGCUCAUUUAAAGGCCUGACUGACAGAGAGAUCCUGUCACAGGCACUCAUGUUUAUUUUUGCUGGCUACGAGCCCACCAGCAACGCGCUUUGUUACCUGGCGCACGCACUGGCCACGCAUCCCGACGUGCAGCAAAAAUUGCUGGAGGAAAUCGACACCGUUUUACCCAACAAGGCUCCUCUCACAUAUGAGGCAGUGAUGCAUUUGGAAUAUCUUGACAUGACAGUGAGCGAAACCCUUCGGCUCUUCCCCAUUGGAGGACGGCUUGAGAGAACCUGCAAGAAAGACGUAGAAAUAAAUGGAGUGACCAUUCCCAAAGGAGCCAUUGUUAUGAUCCCAUCCCAUACCCUGCACUACAACUCCGAAUACUGGCCAAACCCAGAAGAGUUCAGACCAGAAAGGUUCAGUAAGGAAAACAAAAAGGCCAUAGACCCAUAUACGUACCUGCCCUUUGGAGCUGGUCCCAGGAACUGCAUUGCGAUGCGGUUUGCUCUCCUCACCCUGAAAGUUGCCAUCACCAUCCUAUUGCAACAUUUCACCUUCCAGACCUGCAAAGAAACUCAGAUCCCUCUUAAGCUGAGUUCACAGGGAUCCUUAAAACCAGAGAAACCGAUUAUUCUGAAGUUCGUUCCCCGAACCCACACCGCACCUGCAGAGGCAUAA